Messenger RNA from Polypterus senegalus (gray bichir), 320 nucleotides. Its product is annotated as tissue-type plasminogen activator-like. The record is from RefSeq and is a predicted model, not a curated record. The transcript has 5 exons. Bases 78 to 320 code for a protein of 80 amino acids. Gene Ontology annotation, cellular component: extracellular region. Lineage: Eukaryota; Metazoa; Chordata; Cladistia; Polypteriformes; Polypteridae.
UCUCCAGACUGGAGUUGUGCAGCGGCCGGGAAAGAUCGUCUCAUCUUUGGUUAUUGGGUCGACUUAAGGAAUCAAACAUGAAGGCAUUGGUUUUCUUCUUGGCAGCUUUACUUGAGGCGUCCUGCACUUUUGGAGAAGAGGCAUUGCACAUUCGCAUGAGGAGAGGAACGCGCAAGUGGGAAGAGCGCUGUUUGGACACAGUCACAUCCCAGAAAUACCAGCAAGGAGAUACAUGGCUGCGAUGGCAGGAUCAACGUGUGCAAUAUUGUCGCUGUAUGUAUGGCCUGACCAGAUGCCACUCGGUGCCAGUCACUGAGUAG